This is a messenger RNA of Octopus sinensis (East Asian common octopus), 2333 nucleotides long. RefSeq names its product terminal nucleotidyltransferase 4B. Gene Ontology annotation, molecular function: mRNA binding; poly(A) RNA polymerase activity. The coding region runs from base 177 to 2114 and encodes 645 amino acids. The transcript has 10 exons. Gene Ontology annotation, cellular component: nucleolus; TRAMP complex. Lineage: Eukaryota; Metazoa; Mollusca; Cephalopoda; Octopoda; Octopodidae. Gene Ontology annotation, biological process: RNA 3'-end processing. The record is from RefSeq and is a predicted model, not a curated record.
GCACAUGCGCACUACUUUCUUCAUCAUUGAAAAAUUUGAAAAGUAGUCGGCCACCGACUUUCUAACCUCGCUUGAAAAAGGUCACCGCCAGAGUCUGGUUAAUCUAAGAGAGAUUUAAAAAAGGAAAAUAAAAAAUAAACUGAACCAGACGAGGAAGGCCUCUUUUUCGCAGGUAUAUGGAUCCAAGAACUGCUUGGUUUCCACCGGAGCAUCUUGGACGAGCCCAUACUCUUUGGACUAAAAUUUGGGAGGCGCAACUAGGCGUGGACAGCAUGUACCUCAAUAACAGUAACUUAGUAAAUUCGGACCAAAAAUCUCAAGAAUGUAUAUCUUUGGAUUAUAUUAAUAUACUCGAUGGAAAGAAUACACAAACGAAUGGUGACCAUAAUGUUUUAAAUCAACAAAAUCAAUUGAAACGCAAGCGUGAAAAUCGUGCCAGUACGUAUGGCUUGAAUCAUUCCUCAGUAAAGCAUUUACUUGGAAAAGAUGGCGCUCUAAUUCCUUGGAAAAGUAAGGAUAAAAAUUACCCUACAUAUGUCUUAGGGUUACAUGAUGAAAUCAAAGAUUUUUAUGUAUACAUGUCUCCCCGUCCAGAGGAAAAAUUCAUGAGAGAGGGUGUAGUGAAAAGAAUACAAAAUGUUGUAAAGCAAUUGUGGCCUGAUGCACAGGUGGAAAUUUUUGGCAGCUUUUGCACUGGAUUGUACCUUCCAACCAGUGAUAUUGACCUGGUUGUGUUUGGAACUUGGGAAACACCCCCGCUAUGGAAGUUGAAAGGUGCUCUGGUCGAGAAUAACAUUGCUGAUGAAGAAUAUAUCAAAGUGUUAGAUAAAGCAUCCGUCCCCAUUGUGAAAUUGACUGAUCGACAAACUGAGGUUAAAGUUGACAUUAGCUUCAACAUGCGUAACGGGGUAAAAAGUGCCAGGCUUAUCAAGAGUUAUAUGGAGGAGUUUCCACACUUGAAAUACUUGGUACUGGUGCUCAAACAGUUCCUUCUACAGCGAGAUCUCAACGAAGUAUUCACUGGUGGAAUCAGUUCAUAUUGCCUUAUACUUCUCACUGUUAGCUUUUUACAGCUUCAUCCUCGAUUAGAAGCUAAAACUUCUAACACAAACCUUGGAAUACUAUUGAUUGAAUUUUUUGAACUUUAUGGUCGUAAUUUUAAUUAUCUAAAGACUGGUAUUCGAAUUAAGGAUGGAGGUUCAUAUGUACCAAAAGAAGAAAUUCAGAAAGACAUGGAAAAUGGUUACCGUCCGUCUUUGUUGUGUAUUGAAGAUCCGUUGACAGUUGCGUAUGAAAGUUAUGAUACUAAUUCAGUAUUUUUAAUUUGUUUUCUUUCUUUUAGUAUUCUUGGUAGAAUUGUACGAGUAACAGAUGAAGUUGUACAGUAUCGAAAAUGGAUCCAAGAGAACUUCCCUAGUAAACAACCAUCUCCUCCAGUUUCUGUACCUUGUAACCAGGAAAUCACUAAAGAAGAGCGUAAUACAGAUGUUCUUGUUCAAUCACAGCGAGUAAAUAGAACUUCAAGUGUCAGCAGUAGUGGAAGUAGUUCAAUUGUAAAUAACCAUUGCAAUGCAAAUCCGGUGAUGGAGAGUGAAGCUUCAGAUUCUAGUGGCUCAAUAUAUUGCAAAUCUACAUCUAGUUCUUCUGCUAGCUCCAGCUCAAGUAUAGCCAGUGAUGAGGAAUCAGAUUGCAGUGCAGAUGGUAACAACAAAGUUAGCCAUUCUACUAACACUAUGAACAAUAAAUCACACUCUCAGACAUCUGUAACUCGAAGUAGAGAUCAGAAUGUGGCUCCUGGGACUGGAACAAAAAUUAGAGACAAUAACACAAUAAACACUUCAUCAUCUGCACAUUCUGUGCCUGUAGUUACAACAUCAGCUAAUGUGUAUCGACGAAUAACAAAUAACAAAUAUACUCCAAACUAUAGUCUGGGUAAACCACUUGAUGUAAAUGGACAGAACAAUAUCAAAUAUCCUUCCCAAUAUAAUAUUGGUCAAAACCCUCACAAUAUGCAAGUUAACAAAAUGAUGCAUUCAAAUAGCAACACAAAACGACGGAAAAACACAACCAAAAGAGAUGGUAUUAUCGCUCCUGGCAAUGGGAGCAACAGGUGAUCUUUCUCAGGAUAACUUGGGGUUAACCCAUGGUUGUUCAUAUACAUUGCUGGUGUUUUGACCUAUCAACUCAGCCAGUAUGUAAUGGUUUCAUACCAUUUUCUGCUUUGUUUUGAUACAAAGCAUGUAAUAAUUAAGAUAAUUAUUCCGAAUCGGAAAAAAAAAAAUGUUUCCAGUACUUGAUUGGUUGAAGGUAAACAAGAAAAAAAAAAAAAAAAA